This is a messenger RNA of Phycodurus eques (leafy seadragon), 3403 nucleotides long. It is a transcript of the gene loxl2a, whose product is annotated as lysyl oxidase-like 2a. The coding region runs from base 171 to 2405 and encodes 744 amino acids. The transcript has 14 exons. The record is from RefSeq and is a predicted model, not a curated record. NCBI's taxonomy places the organism in Eukaryota, Metazoa, Chordata, Actinopteri, Syngnathiformes, Syngnathidae. Gene Ontology annotation, molecular function: protein-lysine 6-oxidase activity; copper ion binding. Gene Ontology annotation, cellular component: membrane. Gene Ontology annotation, biological process: sprouting angiogenesis; peptidyl-lysine oxidation.
GUGAGGAGUGGGACGGGAGCUCGCUGCCAGCUGUGAGGGGAGCUGCGAGAAGGGCCAGCGAAAGUACAAAAAGGAACAAAGAAGCAAUGCCUGACACCUCCAACGCUCACACACGUUGAACACAUCAAGCCUACUUUUGGGAAAGGACGCUUCUGUGUCUUGAAAGCUGCAUGAUGCUGCGCCUAGGAAUGACCCAAUGGCUUUUAUGCACCACGCUCUGCACGUGGCUGCUGUGCAGUGCCCAAAGCGAGUCCAGCACUCCGGCCAUACAGCUACGUCUGGUUGGGGAGAAACGGAAGAAACACGAGGGCCGAGUGGAGGUUUUCUACAACGGCGAGUGGGGGACGGUCUGCGAUGAUGACUUCUCCAUCUACGCUGCGCAGGUGGUGUGCAGAGAGCUUGGCUUUGUGGACGCUGAGUCAUGGUCGCCCUCAGCAAAGCUUGGCAGGGGACAUGGCCGUAUCUGGCUAGACAAUGUGGACUGUAACGGUAGAGAAAAGAGCCUCGCCGAGUGUCGGUCUAACGGCUUUGGAGUGACCGACUGCAAACAUUCAGAAGACGUCGGGGUGGUGUGCUCCCAGCAGCGCAUUCCUGGCUUCAAGUUUAUCCGCACCCAGGCCAACAGUGAGGAGGGAUUGCCAGUGAAUGUGGAGGAUGUGCGGAUACGGGCCACGUAUUCUCACAGAAAAAGGAUACCUAUCACCGAAGGUUUUCUGGAGGUGAAAGAUGGAGGCAAGUGGAGGCAGAUCUGCAACGCAGAUUGGACGGAGAUGAACAGCAGGGUCAUCUGUGGCAUGUACGGCUUCCCUGCGGACAAGCGCUUCAACAACAAGCCCUACAAAUUGCUGGCCAAGCGACGCAAGAAGAACUACUGGGGUUUCUCCGUCAACUGCACUGGCAACGAGGCUGACAUGUCUGAUUGCAAACUGGGUAGGGAGAUCGCCCUGAAGGGCAACAACACCUGUGAGGAGGGCAUGCCCGUAGUGAUCAGCUGUGUUCCUGGACGUACCUUUGCUCCCAGCCUCAGCGCAGGCUUCAGGAAGGCGUACAGGGUGGAGCAACCCCUGGUGCGACUAAAAGGCGGUGCCAUGAUAGGAGAGGGCCGCGUGGAGGUGUUGAGGAAUGGCGAGUGGGGCACGGUGUGUGGCGACAACUGGAACAUUCAAGCGGCCACCGUAGUUUGCCGGGAGCUGGGCUUCGGCAGCGCCAAAGAGGCUUUGACCGGUGCCAUUUUUGGACAAGGUAUCGGGCCAGUGCACAUGAACGAAGUGGAGUGUUCUGGCUUCGAGAAAUCACUGACUGAGUGUCACUUCAACCGGGAUGCCCUUGGCUGCAGCCACGAGGAAGACGUCGCAGUCAAGUGUAAUGUUCCUGCUAUGGGCUUUAAGAACAGACUUCGUUUGUCCGGUGGACGUAAUCCCUACGAGGGACGUGUGGAAGUUCUUAUGGACAGGAACGGCUCUCUAGUGUGGGGGGAAGUGUGCAGUGACAGCUGGGGGACCAUGGAGGCCAUGGUGGUGUGCAAGCAGCUGGGCUUGGGAUUUGCCAGUCACGCCUUCCAGGAAACCUGGUACUGGCAAACCGAUGCUACUGCUGAUAAUAUUGUGAUGAGUGGAGUGAGAUGUUCAGGAACUGAGCUGACUUUGGAUCAGUGCCUCCAUCAUGGGAAACACAUUCAAUGCCUUAAAGGGGGUGGACGCUUUGCUGCUGGGGUCUCCUGUACUCUGACGGCUCCUGACCUGGUCCUGGACGCCCAAGCAGUGGAGCAGACUGCAUACCUGGAGGACAGACCUAUGUAUGCCCUGCAGUGUGCCCAGGAGGAGAAGUGUUUGUCCAGCAGUGCCGACAACGCCGACCAGAACUCUUACCGCCGUCUGCUGCGCUUCUCCUCCAAGAUCCACAACAAGGGCCAGUCAGACUUCAGGCCGCGGGCCGGUCAUCAGUCCUGGACCUGGCAUGAAUGCCACAGACAUUUCCACAGCAUGGAGGUGUUCACCCACUAUGACUUGAUGAAUGUGAAUGGAACUAAAGUGGCUGAGGGUCACAAAGCCAGCUUCUGUCUGGAGGACACGCGUUGUGAAGAAGGCAUUGAGAAGAAAUACGAAUGUGCCAACUUCGGAGCACAGGGUAUCACGGUGGGCUGCUCGGACACCUACAGGCAUGACAUUGACUGCCAGUGGAUUGACAUCACAGAUGUUCCACCUGGUGACUACAUUCUCCAGGUUGUGAUCAACCCAAACUACGAGGUUGCAGAAUCCGACUAUACCAACAACAUAAUGAAGUGCCGCAGCCGCUAUGACGGCAAUCGCGUCUGGAUGUACAACUGUCAGAUAGGUGGCUCACGGAGUUCAGAAACCGAAGAAACAUUUCCCGGGCUGCUGACCAAUCAGCUUUCGCACAGGUAGACAGACAAGACCGAUGGACAUGGAAGAAGUACGGCGCAGGAGUGUUUCACAACCACUAAAGGAGGAGGCGGCUGUAGUUAAGGACGUGGGACACGUUUGAAUACAUUUAAAUGUGAUAGUGUAGUAUUACAUCAGUAAGUUAACAGAAAGAUCCUUUUACGUGUUGUAGGAUGUAAACAUCUAUAAAAUCCUAUUUCAUUGUUGAUAAGCUGACAAUGUGGUAAAAAGCAGCCAUUUUUUUCCCGACUGUGAGGAAAAUGAUCAAGUAAAUUAUUCAAUCUAUAUACCACAUGCAGUACAGCUCUUAUUUUGUGGUGUCUUUGUAGAAAUGUUAUUUUUUUUAUAUAUAUGGUGCUUUUUGAUGAAUGUCAGGGAACAUUCCAGCCAAAUAUUUUUGUAAAUGAAAUGUGCCAACAGUUACCUUUGAAUGGCCAGUACAAGAAACACUCACCUCUAUACUUUGUCGAGGAAAAACAUUUUGGUGCUACAUCAUGUUCAGAGGUUCUUCAAUGUCAGUGGAAGGCAAAAGAAUACAUCACAUUGCUUCUACUGUUUCCAACAUUUUAAGGGUUUUAAUUGACAUUCUACGUGAACAGCAAUUCAAAGUAUCAAAAAGUAAUAAUUUAACACAAGGCUAUUUGAUUUGAUUUUAAUACUUUCAGGCGACACAAUUUAAAGUAUUUGUCUCUUCUGACGAGGAGUCUGAAUUCCAAAUACUUGACCUCACCUUUGAAAGGGCUUUAUUUAUUGACUUUGUUUUUAGCUUACACAUGCUCUUCGUGACCUGUGUAUUAUCCCCUCAUCUUCCGUUAAAUUAUUUGCUGUCAGGGACUGCGGCAAAGCCUCAAAUGUGUCUGUGUGAAAAUGCCUUUUUUGUUGUCAUUUUGUAAAUGUGACAAAUUCCCUUCAUUUUAUAAGGGUGUCAGUCACAUUGAUUGAUUUUAUCGAAAUGUGGAAAUGCAUGUCGUUCUGCAAUAAAGGUAGAUGGUGAAAGCACA